Linepithema humile (Argentine ant) is the source of this 3716-nucleotide messenger RNA. Its product is annotated as glutamyl aminopeptidase-like. The record is from RefSeq and is a predicted model, not a curated record. Gene Ontology annotation, biological process: proteolysis; peptide catabolic process. Lineage: Eukaryota; Metazoa; Arthropoda; Insecta; Hymenoptera; Formicidae. Gene Ontology annotation, cellular component: cytoplasm. Gene Ontology annotation, molecular function: metalloaminopeptidase activity; peptide binding; zinc ion binding.
GAUCGAGCGGGGAAGAGAUCAAAACAGAAUUGAAUAAUAGAUUGAAUAGAUUUUGAACUGUGAAAUGUUUCCACGAAGCUUUACAAGUUUCAUGUUUUAAGAGCAUUCUUUGCUCUCGUGUUGAAUUUGAAUUACGCAUUUAUUGCUGUGCACUUUGGUUUAUCAAGCAAUGGAAGAACUCUUAUGAAGUGAAAGCACCAACGUCACCAGUAAAACUAGAUUACGAUCGCCUUGACCGUUCUGAAAGUGGCGCUCAAAGGAAGGACAAAAAAAGUGAGAGUGUCGAUAGACGUGUCAGAAAUAAACACUGUUGAUCGGACAGAUCGCAAAAUCUUGCGAGACACUUGGACAUUACAGACGUGUAUAGUGCGAUGAACAGUUAAAAUCGUGGAAUUGUAAUAGUGAUCGAACAGCUGCUACAGUAUUCAGUACACAGUACAGUUCAGUCGACAAAAUAAGACGAGGACAACAGUUACAAAUACGAGGAAGUACGAAUAAACAGACUUUAUCGCAUAAUCCGAUUUUUAUUAAAUAUUUUUAAAAAUUUUAGAUUUUUAUAAAAUUAAGAUACAAUCUAUUUUACUAUGCUAGCAGAUAGCGACUGUGUAAAAUGCGAUACUGUCUAAUUCUUUAAGAACAUUCAGAGAUUAGAUUACGCAUCCCCUCUCGCACACAUCCAGAUGGGUAACAAAGUCGGAAAUCGGCCGAAAGGCGGCGCCUAUUACUUUGACGCAGUCGACACGGCAUCGACAACGUCAAAAUCGCCUCAUUAUAACAACACUACCAUUGCGUUCUUGUGCUUCUUAUGCGGUGCCUGUUUUAUCUUAAGCUUGGUCUGUUCUUUUCUGGUGACGUUGAUCGUUUUGCUGAACAAAACCGUUGUGGCUGCGAGCUAUCAAAACGCAAUGGAUACUACAAGCUUUAGAUUGCCAAAAGAAGUCUAUCCCAUACAUUAUAAUCUUUUACUACACCCGGAUCUUAAUGAGGGAACAUUUUCUGGAAAGGUGGUUAUUCUUUUCAGUGUCGAAGACACUAGGAAGUUUAUAGCUCUUCAUCAGAAGGAUCUCGAGAUCACAUCUGCAGAUAUUACAACUCAUGGUCUAAAAGAGGAUUAUAAAAUUAAUAUUUCUUCCAUCAGCAAACCUACUGAAUAUGAAAUCUUUACCAUAUCAACUGAGAAGGAUCUUAUGCCAGGAAUGUAUGACUUGACUCUGAAUUUUACUGGAAAUCUAAAAAAGAAAAUAGUUGGAUUUUAUUCCAGCACAUACUUCAAUAAAUUUUUAAAUAAAACUAGAUAUAUUGCUACUACCAAAUUUGAACCAACUUAUGCCAGACAAGCUUUCCCCUGUUUUGAUGAACCCCAUUUUAAGGCAAGAUUUACAGUACAGUUGGUUCAUCCUACAGAUGGUUGCUAUAGUGCCUUGUCAAAUAUGAAUGUGGAGAAAAUAGAACCAAAUAUCACAAGUGGCGAAACAAUGGUGACUUUUGCAAAAACUGUACCCAUGUCGACAUACUUAGCUUGUUUUAUUGUCAGUGAUUUUGUUGCUGACACUAAAAUGGCAAAAGGAAGGCCGAAAGGACCGACGAGGGAGCGUCGAGAAUUUCCUGUCAGUAUUUACUCUUCAAAAGUACAUUCGAAAGGAAAAGGCUAUCUUGCCGUGGAGACUGCUGUAAAAGCUAUCGAGUAUUAUAUAAAUUUAUUCGAUGUAGAUUAUCCAUUACCAAAACUUGAUAUGGUUGCUAUCCCUGAUUUUGUAUCUGGCGCUAUGGAAAAUUGGGGUUUAGUAACUUAUAGAGAAGCAAGAAUUCUUUAUGAUGAUUUCAGUAAUUCCAUCUUCGAUAAACGUGAUGUUAUUAAUGUAAUCUGUCACGAAUUUGCUCAUAUGUGGUUUGGAAAUCUUGUUACUUUAGCCUGGUGGAAUGAUUUAUGGCUCAACGAAGGUUUUGCUACAUUCAUGUCAUAUAAGUGUGCAAAUGAUAUUUAUCCAAACAAUGGAUAUAUGGAUGACUUUGUGGUUCAUAAUAUGCAUCCUGUAUUCAUUACUGAUUCAACAUUGAGCUCUAAUCCCAUUGUUCAUGAGGUUAAAAAUCCAGAUGAGAUAACUGCACUGUUCAAUGAUAUAACGUAUAAAAAGGGAGCAUCUGUAAUUCGCAUGAUGGAAAACUUUCUUCCGCACCCUAUUUUUUUUGGUGGUAUCAGUGUUUAUUUGCAUAAAUAUUCCUACGCAAAUGCGCAAACUGCGGAUCUCUUCAACAUUUUUCAAGAAGGGAUUGGAAAAACAUUGAACAUAACUAGUAUAAUGGAUACUUGGACACGGCAGGAAGGUUAUCCCGUUAUCAGUGUGAACAAAUCUGAAGACAACAGCACGUAUAUAUUAACACAAAAGCGAUUCUUGGCUGAUCCGGAUUCAAAAUCCGAUCCUUCAAAAUCGAAUUAUGGAUAUAAGUGGACUAUACCAAUUACUUAUAUCACAAACAAGGUUGAGUAUCCUACUCUUGUAUGGUUCGAUAAGGAUGCGAGUGAACUGGUAGUUGAAGUUGACGCAAAUACUAAGUGGAUCAAAUUUAACGUGGAUCAAGUAGGUUAUUAUCGAGUUAAUUAUUCACCACAAGAGUGGACUAACUUUACUGAACUGCUUCGAAGUCAUCAUACGAGAUUAUCGGUAUUGGAUCGAGCAAAUCUUUUGAACGAUGCCUUUAGUUUAGCUGAGGCCGGUGAAUUAGAUUAUGAGACCGUGCUACUCAUGUGUGAAUAUCUCACAGAGGAAUAUCACUCUGCUCCAUGGGAAGUCGCGAGUUCGAAAUUGGUAUCUAUUUAUACUUUGUUAAACUCCAGGGACACAGUAUCAGAUUCUGCAUAUAUACUUCAGAAAUUCGCUGCACGUUUAGUUAAGACUAUAUAUUCGGAUGUAACUUGGACGGUCAAUAAUACUGUCGAAGAAGAAAAUGUGCCGUUAUCUCAUAUUCACAGGAGAGUGCGUCCGAUAAUACUCAAAUUUGCCUGUCAAAUGCAGAAUUAUGAAUGCUUGAGCCAAGCUAAAAUUCUUCUUGAAGAACAUCUGAACGAACGAAUGGUGCUACAUCCUGACAUUCGUGAAUUAGUUUAUCACUUUGGUGUGUAUCAUGAAUCGGCUCAAGAUGAGAAUUGGAAUUAUUUGUUCAACAAAUUAAAAUUUGAGACUGAUUCAAGCGAAAGAAAUAAGUUGAUGACUGGAUUGGCUGGUAUAAAAUCUACUAAGAUGUUAGCAGAAUACAUUGAGAAAGCUAAAGAUGAGAAAAUUAUUCGCACUCAAGAUUUCUUGAAUUGCUUAAUUACAAUUUCGAGAAAUCCCCUUGGUACAUCGCUAGUAUGGGAUUGGGUACGCAAUAACUGGAAUUUCCUGGUGGAUAGAUACACAUUGAACGACCGUUAUCUUGGACAACUUAUACCGAGUAUUACAAGCUCAUUUGCCACGCAAACCAAGUUGGAAGAGAUGAACAGCUUUUUUGCGAAAUAUCCCGAAGCUGGUGCCGGUAAAAACUAUCGAGUCAAAGCUCUUGAGACUGUUACGAAAAAUAUCAAAUGGGUUGCUAAAUAUGGCAAAAUAUUCGAUCAGUUGGCUCAAAAAGAAUUCAUGCAGAAAAUGUUUUAAUAAUGUGAGUGUGUUUAUGUAAUAAUAUGAACAAAAGAAUAUUUCGAUACGCGUGAUAUUAAUGUGAAGACAAAAAGACUUGGA